CCGUAUUAUUUAUUUAAUGGAAAAUAAUUCAAAUGUACAGCGUGUAAAAUUGUACUGACGAAAGCUUCUCUUUCGCUUUCUCCCUAUUUAUUUCCGUUUUUUCCUCAUUCAUCUCAUCAGCUUGGUAUCAUAACAGCCCCCUCCUUCCUUUCUCCGCUCAUGUGUGAUACAAAAUACUGAGCCGAAGUGGGUAAAAUAAAGUUUGCGCAGGCCAGUCACCGGCGAAGACUCGCAAGUGCAACUAACGGACUCAAUGUUCAACAGUUCUGCAUUUCAAUGUUCAAAUAAUAUUUCGUCCAGCGAUACCUGUGAUAAGUGAAUUAUUUUUUUUUCAUACAACAAAUUGUGCAACCACUCAAUCUCUUCACUUCUGGGAAUAGAGAACAUCUUUAGGACCCUACCGAGGAAGAUGGGUGUCCCCAAGGUGAAGGUUGCCAUUAUUUGUGCAGUGGCAAUUGCUGCUAUUGCCGGUGGGGUGGCAAUGGGAGUGCUCUGGGGUUCAGUGUUCGAUAAAAUUCUCUCUCGUGAAUUAAUUCUAUCUCCAACAUCUAAGAGUUUCUCGAUAUGGAAGACUACACCAAUUCCCAUGUACCUCAAGAUUUAUCUAUUCCACUGGACAAAUCCAGACCUGGUGGCAACAGCUAAACCGCACUUCAUUGAGAAAGGCCCUUACGUUUUCAAGGAAAUUGAUUAUAAAGUCAAUAGAACAUGGAACACCAAUGGUACAUUGACAUUCAAUCAAAAAAGAAUUUGGCAUUUCAUACCAGAAAAAUCAAAUGGUACCUUGGACGACGAAAUUGUCAAUCUCAAUCCAAUAGCAGUUACAAUAGCCUACCGAGUACGACAUAAGCCAAAAGCGAUAAGAGAAAUUGUCAGCGGUGCCUUGAAGUUUCUCGAGAAGGGCUUGACAGUUCGAAAAAAAGUGCGCGAACUGUUGUUCGACGGUUAUGAAGACGAGUUGAUUGAACUCGCUAGGAAGUUCAAAGUUCCAAACAUCCCCUGGGACAAGUUCGGUUGGUUCUACGGAAGAAACAUGUCGGAAACCUACGAUGGAACUUUUUCAAUGAAUACGGGGGCCAACAGCAUGACAGAGCUUGGGAUCCUCAGCGAGUGGAAUUACAGUAAAAAAUCGACUAUAUACCCUGGCACAUGUGGACACAUAAACGGCUCCCUGGGUGACCUCUGGCCCCCCGUAAGGUACUACGAGAAAGUAUCCGUAUUCGCCCCAGACGUCUGCACCCUAGUUCCACUGCACGAGAAUGGACUCAUGAGUAUCAACGGAUUGGAGGGCAAACAGUUCCUGGCAACUCGUGAGACCUUUGACAAUGGGAGUAGAGUCGAGUCAAGAGCUUGCUACUGCAAAGACGUUGAGUGCCAGCCCUCGGGGACAUUGAAUGUGUCAACAUGCAAAUUUGGAGCUCCAGCAUUCGUCAGUCUUCCCCACUUCCACUUGGCCGAUGAGAGUUAUCUCAAUGCAAUCGAUGGACUCAGACCAGCGCACGAUGGAUCCCAUAAUUUUUCGAUUGUUGUGCAGCCGGAUAUGGGGAUUCCCCUGCAGGUCAGGGCUCGUCUGCAGUUGAAUCUACUGAUUCAGCCUAUUCAGUACAUCGGUCUCUUCGAAAAUGUGCCAAAAGUCUUCAUUCCCAUGCUGUGGUUCCGACAGGAGGCUGAUCUCUCCUCGGACCUGGGUUCUCAAUUGAAAUUUGUUCUCAUUCUGCCAACUCUUGGGAACGUCACAUUCUACGGAAUUGCUGGCCUCGGAGUGCUUCUUCUCAUCAUUGGGGGAAUUGUCUGCGUGCGGGGGAGAAGGAGGGCUGAGGACAAUCAGAGAUUGAUCGCAAAAAAUGAGAGCAAUGGGACUGCUACGACUGAGGGAUGAUUGAUGGCUCGUGGGAGGAGAAAACGAAAGAGUCAAUUAUAUUUUUUUAAUUCUAGGAGGAGACACUCUCGAAGGAAUCCUCACUCUCGGAUUGAACAGUCUUUCUAUUUUUCUUGAUUUAAAAAAUUUGUAAAUAGCAGUUUGAGGCACCUGUGUUCUUCGGGUGGAGCUCGGGGUGGGGGCACGGGGAAAAACGUGAUAAACAAGUGCCUCAGGGGGUUGAUGAUGGGAAAGAAUAUUUCCAGUGCCCGGUUAGAGUAUUAGGGGACGACUAUACUGUAAUUAUUGGAAAAUUGGAGAGGAGGAGGCAGUUUUUGGAGCUUGGUGGAUCCAAUUGGCAAGACUUGCGUGAAAUAUGAGACAAUGAUACAUAAUAUAUUAUCUAAGUAAUUUGUGAUUUAUCACGAGUGUUGGAAAAUUGUAGAUGAAAUGGUAUAACAUUGUUAAUCAGUUAAUUACUUGUCAAGUUAUUCGAGUUUUUUUGUGGUAGUUUAUUACCACUGGCAAUCGUUGGAAUGUGCCUGCAAUACUUAUGUACGUAAAUCAUUGAGGUCGUGUUCAUCCGCGUGCGGAAAAAUUUAAUGGAAUUCUUCUUUAGCUUCGAUUUCAAGCAUUUUUUCCAUUCAAUAUUUCCACGCGACCCCGUACAUACGAAUAAUCAAUCAAUCAUCACUUUAAUUGUCAUGCUACUGAAAAGUGCGGCUGGUACGAUAGUGAGAUGCCAAAAUGCAUACUUUCAAUCAAAUAGAAGACUUCUUGGUACUUGUAACCAAGAUCCUCGUUACGAAUAUUAAAUAGUAAUGCAAAUUUCGAAGUAGGAUAUGCGAUUUAGACUGUUUAUGGUACCCACUCAAUAGUUAAAAAUAUUGUAAAAAAUCAUAAAUAACAUCAUGAAGUUUGUAUAAAUACUGUAAUUACUGGGAGAACAUUUUUACAGCGUUAGACAAUAGCUUUAUCUUAACCGGUUUCAUUUCAAAUUCUUCAUUGUCUAUUGAAAAAUAUUGUUGCUUAUCAUUCUGAAACAAAUAAUGUUACAAUUUUUAUUAAUAAAAAAUGACAAUUGUUGGAAAGAAGUGAAGGUGAGGUCAAUGUCAGAAUGAGAUCGUGGAUUAGAGAUUAUGUAGAACCGAGACAUUUUAAUAAUUCUUGUCUUCUCGAUAACAGAAAUUGAAUGGAUUGAAAUUACGGCAUUUUUACUUACGGAAUCGUCUGCAGUAUUCGGCAAGAGUUCGAUAUCUUUGGCCUCUACAGUUUUAUUUAUAAGCGUUUUUUCUCCUUUUAUUCUUCUCCAACCUUCGGCUACGAAAUCUGUGUAACUAACGUAUUCCGGACCUUCAAAAAUAAUAGCAUAAAAAAACCAAAGGGAAUGAAUUAAUUAGAAAAGUUUUCAGUGAAAUGACACCAACAAGUCGUUAUUAUGUGAAUGAUUGUUACCUAAAUGUAAUUUAACAGACGGCGGGCCUUCCUUGACCGGAUUCUUAACGUUACUAGUUAUUAAACUGAGUUCUGUUGCA
Messenger RNA from Diachasmimorpha longicaudata, 3393 nucleotides. Its product is annotated as protein croquemort-like. The record is from RefSeq and is a predicted model, not a curated record. Lineage: Eukaryota; Metazoa; Arthropoda; Insecta; Hymenoptera; Braconidae. Gene Ontology annotation, cellular component: membrane; cytoplasm. The coding region runs from base 410 to 1879 and encodes 489 amino acids. Gene Ontology annotation, molecular function: scavenger receptor activity. The transcript is spliced from 5 exons.